Messenger RNA from Humulus lupulus (European hop), 841 nucleotides. RefSeq names its product small polypeptide DEVIL 10. NCBI's taxonomy places the organism in Eukaryota, Viridiplantae, Streptophyta, Magnoliopsida, Rosales, Cannabaceae. The transcript has a single exon. The record is from RefSeq and is a predicted model, not a curated record. The coding region runs from base 291 to 458 and encodes 55 amino acids. Gene Ontology annotation, biological process: negative regulation of cell population proliferation.
GUGCUGAGAUGGGAGUGAGAAAAUUCUUUCUAUGAGUUAGGUUUAGUAUUAAAUAAGGGCCCUUAUUUGCGUGCAAAAGUUGAUUUCUAUAAUUCUAUUGAAAAAUAGCAACAAUCUCAAAAAGUGGGGUCCUCGUGUUUUUUCAGCAGAGAUAAGGACGACAUUGAUUCUUGGCCUAUAUAAGCGAGAAAGAACCCCCACAACCAAAACUAGCUCUGUUCAAUCAUAGUUCACCAGCUUCAUUCAACUCCAUAAUCCCAUACCUACCCACUAUUCUCUCCUAUACAAAUAUGACAUCUUCCUAUUACUUGAGCUCAGCCCCGUCGGGACAUCGCCGGAAAAGUGGUCUGAGAAAGCGGUGUUUGCUAAUGGUGAAGCAGCAGAAGACCCGGUUCUACAUCCUUGGACGCUGCGUUUCGAUGCUCCUUUGCUGGCAUGAUCACUCCAUAUCAGAUUAGCUUAUAUCCUUAAUUGUAUGCCUAUGGCUAAAGCUAAUUAUACUGUCCCAUUGGCGAUUUCCUCGGUACAAAAAGGCGGCUGCUUUUUGUGGUUUCUGGGGGUGUAGUAGGAGUAGUUGAGGAGCUAUUUUUGGGUCAACGAAGAGAAGAACAAAAAUUACUUUAGAUUUAUGCGAGUAUGGGGAUUUGUUUAAUUAUCACCAAAAGAAAACAGAGAAAAGCAUAUAGCGUUUGUAUAUAUCUGGGAUCUUUGUUACUGUAACAUAUACUAGUUUCUUUUUGGUUGUUGAGAACCAGCUAGUCCCUUGAUUUGCAAUAUGAUCAAUCAUGUACAUAUAAAUUCUAGUCUUUUAAUUCAAUGAAAAGAAAUUGAAAUUCAGACA